Messenger RNA from Eufriesea mexicana, 728 nucleotides. Its product is annotated as putative vesicle-associated membrane protein 726. The coding region runs from base 1 to 678 and encodes 225 amino acids. NCBI's taxonomy places the organism in Eukaryota, Metazoa, Arthropoda, Insecta, Hymenoptera, Apidae. The record is from RefSeq and is a predicted model, not a curated record. The transcript has 4 exons.
AUGAACAAGACGGUGCAGUACGCGUUGGUGGCGUUCUGGGAGAAAUCCGGGUGCAAGAUCGUGGCGGAUUACCCGACCAAGCAGGACCCAGCGUACAGGGCGAUCGCACUGAGCACGGUCGACGGACUCAAGUCGCUGGAGAACGAUAAGAUCAGCCUCGAUAGGGGCAAAUACACGGUGCACGUGCUGAUCGGCGAGCUGCACUAUGCCUGUUUGACGUUGAAACCGGACUGCCCUUCGUCGGCAGCCAUGUUGGAGUCCUGUUCUCAGCUGUUCCUCGAAAGGCUGCGCAGCAUUUACAGGGAACUGCCAAUCCUGGCCGAUCUCACCAGCGAUUUGACCAAUCUGGCAGUCAUCGACCUCUCGAAACCUCUGAAGAAGAUAGUCGACGAGUACAAUCGACAAGAGAGCGAAAUAAUACCAAGACUGGAGGGUGAUUUGGCAGAAAUUCGCGGGGCUCUCAUGGAAGGCGUGCAGAAGCUGAUUGACAGGGGCCAGAGGCUCGACGAACUCGUCCGGAAGACUCAGAGCUUGCAAAUAAUGUCCCGGAAGGACUUCCACGUGCUGACGAGGACAUCCAGGAAAAGGAAGAACGCCAUGAUGGCAGCGGUGGCAGCGACGACCAUGUUCCUCUCCACGACCCUCUUCGUGUUUCUGCUCUACCUAGGCAUCCUCUGAGCAACUCUCUGACGAAACUGUUGUCCAGAAUCACAGAUAUGUGAAAUAUA